This is a messenger RNA of Sorghum bicolor (sorghum), 1619 nucleotides long. RefSeq names its product light-inducible protein CPRF2. Gene Ontology annotation, biological process: regulation of DNA-templated transcription. The record is from RefSeq and is a predicted model, not a curated record. The coding region runs from base 243 to 1460 and encodes 405 amino acids. Gene Ontology annotation, molecular function: DNA-binding transcription factor activity. The transcript has 6 exons. Lineage: Eukaryota; Viridiplantae; Streptophyta; Magnoliopsida; Poales; Poaceae.
AGAGGCGUGAAAGCCGUCCGUGCUGACUUCCAUUAUUUUUACAGCCACCGUCCCACCCCAUCUUCUCUUCUUCCCCUCUUCGGCUCUUCCCUUCCAUUUUUUUUUCCCUCUUCUCUUCCACCAAACCAAGCCUCGCGAGAGAAAUUUCUCCCAAAUUUCAGAUCAAAUCCUCGAAUCCUCCAACCCCUAGCGACCCCUCGGAGAAUUCUUCUCAGUAGCGUCGCGAUCCGGCUCGAUCCGGCAUGGAGCGCGUCUUCUCCGUGGAGGAGAUCCCCAACCCCUACUGGGCCCCGCCGCACCCUCAAUCAGCUGCCGCCGGCGCUGUUGCUGCACCAGGUGGAGGAGGAGGAGCUGUGGACGCGGCGGGCGCGAUGAACCGGUGCCCGUCGGAGUGGUAUUUCCAGAAGUUCCUGGAGGAGGCCGUGCUCGACAGCCCGGGGCCCGUCCCUGGCGUCGGUAGGGGCAGCGUUGUAGCUGGAGCUGAGGCGCCGGAGAGCAAGCCGCUGGGGCCCGCGGCUGCCUCGAGUUCGGUUGUUGACCCUGUGGAGUACAACGCGAUGCUCAAGCAGAAGCUGGAGAAGGACCUCGCUGCUGUCGCCAUGUGGAGGGCUUCUGGUGCAGCACCUCCAGAUCGUUCUGCAGUUGCUUCUUCCUUGCCAAGUGUUGAUGUUCCGCAUGCAGCUCCUCUUAAACCCAUCGGAGGUACUGAAAGUCUAGUUCAAAACAAGCUAGCUGGUGCUCCAGGUGUGGGAUCAGGUCCACAUGUAGUACAAACUGCCGAUAUCCCUAUUAAGCAAACCACUAGCUCUUCCUCACGAGAGCAGUCAGAUGAUGAUGACAUGGAAGGAGAUGCUGAGACUACUGGAAAUGCAAACCCUGUUCAACAAAGACUACAGAGAAGGAAGCAAUCCAACCGAGAAUCAGCCAGGCGUUCGAGAAGCAGAAAGGCAGCUCACUUGAAUGAACUGGAGGCACAGGUAGCACAGUUAAGAGUUGAAAACUCUUCGCUGUUAAGGCGACUUGCUGAUGUUAAUCAGAAGUUCAAUGAGGCUGCUGUUGACAAUAGGGUGCUAAAGGCAGAUGUUGAAACCUUGAGAGCAAAGGUGAAGAUGGCAGAGGACUCAGUGAAGCGGGUAACAGGCAUGAACGCGUUGUUCCCUGCCGUGUCUGAUAUGUCGUCCCUCAGCAUGCCAUUCAAUGGCUCCCCAACUGACUCCACCUCUGAUGCCGCUGUCCCCAUCCAAGAUGACCCAAACAGUUACUUCGCAAAUCCAAGUGAAAUCGGAGGCAACAAUGGUUACAUGCCAGAUAUAGCUUCCUCGGUUCAAGAGGACGACAAUUUUGUCAAUGGGGCUGCUGGCAAGAUGGGCAGAACAGCCUCGCUGCAGCGGGUGGCAAGCCUGGAGCACCUCCAGAAGAGGAUGUGUGGAGGGCCGGCUUCAUCCGGGUCGACCUCCUAGGUUUCUCCAUUGCAUAUGAAAAAGACCCUGAUGCCUAACGGCAAGAUGAUAAAUUAACAAUUUCACAUACUUUGUAGUGGACAUUGCUAAUCCGGCGAUGCGCAUUCGUUCGUUGUGGACUUAUGGGUCAAGUGCUAUUGACUUAUUUUGCAUUCUUCA